Messenger RNA from Morone saxatilis (striped sea-bass), 3618 nucleotides. RefSeq names its product WD repeat domain 75 (gene wdr75). Gene Ontology annotation, molecular function: RNA binding; protein binding. The record is from RefSeq and is a predicted model, not a curated record. Gene Ontology annotation, biological process: positive regulation of rRNA processing; positive regulation of transcription by RNA polymerase I. Gene Ontology annotation, cellular component: nucleolus. Lineage: Eukaryota; Metazoa; Chordata; Actinopteri; Moronidae.
GCAGUACGCUGCUGUAACCCCGCCGCAGAGGUUAAAGGUCCCCGCAGUGAAACAUGGUUGAGCACGGAGCUAUCCGCGUGGUUCACCGAGGAGGCAGUAAAAUAACCAGCAGACAGCCUGAAAUCAGCAGCGACUGCAGGUUCCUGCUGUGCGCCUCGGGAGAGUGUGUGAAGGUGUUCAGCGCCUCCACAGAGGAGUGUAUCCACGACCUGCGCGGACACACAGAGCUGGUGACAGGUGUGCUGCUCAGACCCUCCAACCACCUGCAGGUCUACUCUUGCUCAGCAGAUGGCACUGUCAGACUUUGGGACUUCACAGACGGCAUCCUCAUCAAAACAUACGUCAUCGGAUACCCAAUUUAUUCCAUCUACGCAUCUGCAAACCAUGAAGGAGUCAUCUUUCUCGUUACUCCCGCGCAGAGCGACAAAAGAUCUGAAUAUAUUGCUUCAGCUAAAGGGCUGCAGCUGGAGGUCUACUUCUUCAAGAAACAGAAGACAUACAGAUUUCCCCUCAAAGAAGACAACAAGAAGGGAGGCAAGAACACGUUCACGUGUGUUGCCUGUCACCCAAAAGAUGACUGCAUCGCCACUGGACACGAGGAUGGAAAGAUUCGCUUGUGGAGAAACUUCAACCACAAGAAGGAGUACACGUACUCCACCCUGCACUGGCACCACAGUGCCGUCAGCUCUCUGUGCUUCACCCCAGAAGGCACCAACCUGCUGAGCGGAGGCCUGGAGUCGGUGCUCGUCCAGUGGCGAUACAACCAAGAGAGCCAGAAAGACUUCCUGCCCCGCCUGGGCGCUGCCAUCACACACAUCGCCGUCUCACCUGAUGGAGCGCUGUUCUGUACCUCACACAGUGACAACAAGAUCACAAUCAUCCAGAGCUGUGUUAAAGUGUCGGCUGUUAUUCAGGGCCUGGUCAAAGGAGAAAGUGUCAGGACAGACCUGAUGAUGGACCCACGCAGCAAAUCCCUGGUGCUGAAUGGGAAACCGGGUCACCUGCAGUUUUACUCCCUCCAAAGAGACAAACUGCUGUACAACCUGGACAUAGUGCAGCAGGAGUAUAUUCAUGAGUCGGGCCUGCAGCAGUUUGAGGUGGUCAAGGCGGCCUUCAAUGCAUCUGGCAACUGGCUGGCAACAGUGGAAGAAAGAAAACAGAAAGCCGCUGAGCUGGAGCUGAACCUGAAACUGUGGGCAUACGAUGAACAAACACAAAGUUUUGUGCUGAACACGACCAUCUCGGCCCCACACGAGGCCCAGAUUACAGCCAUGUGCUUUUGCCACGCCACCGACAGCCAGACCACCAUGCUGGUCUCCAGCAGCAAGGACGGGCACUUCAAAGCCUGGCAGCUGGCUGCACAGGCCCACACAGAGGAUGAAGGUCCUUCCUGGUCGUGUGAUUUCGUCGGCGCCUAUCACGGCCUGGUGCCCGAGUGCUGCUGUUUCUCAGCCGAUGGUUCUCUGCUGGCCGUCAGCUUUCAGGAGGUGGUGACGGUGUGGAGCCCGGCCUCCUGGGAGCUCCUGACAACUCUGUCCCAGCCGCCAGGAGCCAUCAGGGAUCUUUGUUUUGGGCGACUGAGCUGUUCCAAGUAUCUGCUGGGAACCUCGGCCAACAACCUGCUCUGCUGCUGGAACCUCCUCACCUGCUCAUUGGAGUGGAGCACCUCGAUGGACGUCAGCCUGCUGCUUGCCGACCCCCUCUCUGAGAACAUGGCUGCCUUCUGCUGCCAGGCUGACUGCACCGACUUGUUUGUGUUUAAGCCCAGCGAGCCUCGGCCGCUGUUUUCCCGUAAGCAGGUGUGCUCGGGGAAGGUGACUCGCGCCGUCUUUGCCCCGAGGGAGGAGAUGCUGGAGAGCUGCGAGGAGAGCAGCCAGUGGCUCAACCACUCCCAGCUGUACUUCCUCACUCAGUACAUGGAUCUCAUGACAUUCACCACCAAGGCGGAGGAAGACCGACUGAUGGCGUCCAGCAAACAGCUUGUGAUCGAUGACAGCGUUGCCAUGACACCGUUCUACCUGUUGCUGGGGAAACAUCGGCAAGAGCAAGAGGAAAAUCAGGACUCGCUGAGCGGCGUGUCUGCUGAGAGGACACCUCUGCCACAGGGCUCUGUCGCUGUCAGAGAGCUUCUGCAGACGCCGGCCCACGUCUUGCCCUCGACCUCUUACCUCUGCUCAAUGUUUGUGCAGUCUCUGCUCAUCUCCGUUACUGACACCAGGGAGGAAAAUAAACACACAGAGGAGGAAAUGGAGAGCGAGAAAGAGGAAGAGGAUUCAGAGGGGGAAAUGGAAUCCAGCACGAGACCGGAGGAGUCGCUGGGAAGCCAGGCAACGGAGUCUGCAGCCCCCGCUCUGACAAAAGAACAGGCUAGGGAACUGAGGAGGGUGAAGAAACUGGACCACAGCUGGCUCGCAGGCCUCCUGGACUCUUGAACAUGACCAUGUACAAAGACAGACACACACAGAUACACUGCCCAUAGGUUUUCACCAAUUCAGUGGAUUUCUUUUGUUUUACACCAUGAAAUAGUGGAUUUCUUCUAGAAAUCAGAAAACAAAUACAUUUCUAUGCACAAAAACAAGUAUUUGAUUGCAUACGUAUCCACCCUUUGGCAGCAGUUGCAGCCUUGAGUCAAUGUUGACAAGUUUGUAUCAGUUUCCAAGUCUUACAACAAAGUCUGGUUUGAAUUCAUAUCUGGAUUCGGACUCAACCACUCCAGAAUAUUAACAGUAUUGUUUCUCAGCCUUUCCUCUGUAGCUUUGGCUGUAUGUUUGUGAUUGUUGGAAAAUAAAUCUCUUCAGUCAGUUUUCCUGCAGACUGCAGCAGGUUUUCCUCCAGGAUGUCUUUUCUGCAGUUCUGAGGCCUUAAUCACCAAAUUUGCCGCAUGCAAGCUGCGAGAUAAUUAGAUAAUUUCUCCCUUAUCAUCUUUUCACACUGUACAUGCAGUUCAUGCACGACCUGUCAUGCACAAACAUGCAAACAGCAACUUGGAAGCAACAUUUUCACUUGCUCCCUUCACCAGACUCCCAGUUCCUCCCAUCCGUCCCCACAAUGCUUGGCUGACCUCACGCAGGUCCAGUCUUUCGUUUACACCGAUAAUCAAAUAGCUCACUUUUAGACUUUAUUUCACCUCAGUUCCUCUCCAUGCCUGCUGGUAAUCACGAGCUGGGGACUGAAUAACAGAACAGAGGAUUAUCGAGUGCUUAAAUGUUUCUCGUAUCCGCCUUCUUAUAUUUUCUCCCUCAUUGAGAAUCACUUGUUUUUAUGGUGUAGUUUUUGACAGGAUAUUAAAUAAAACCUGGAUCUUCCACUUAAAGCAAAUGGUUGCACCAGUGCUGAUUUAAUAUGUCACAGUAAAGAGAUGAAAUACUUAUGCAAUCAUUUAAGUUUGUAGGGGCUUUUUCUUUCAACUUGCACAUUAAAGUAUUUGUGUUUUUGUUUUUUUUCAGUGUAAAACAAAAAAAAGAACUAAUCACAUCCACUGUGAUUCAAUGUUAAAAGAUAAAAGACUCCACAGGUGGGGUAAAAACUACAGGCUGUAUCAUGCACAUACACAGUAUAGUGCAAUUAUUAGACAUUUUUCUAUAUUUUGAAUUUUAAUAAAGAAGUCUUUCUUUAAGC